Molecule: messenger RNA, 1864 nt
Organism: Annulohypoxylon truncatum
Lineage: Eukaryota; Fungi; Ascomycota; Sordariomycetes; Xylariales; Hypoxylaceae
Product: homoserine kinase
Exons: 3
Coding region: 565-1641 (358 amino acids)
Biological process (GO): L-threonine metabolic process
Molecular function (GO): homoserine kinase activity; ATP binding
Source: RefSeq, a predicted model, not a curated record
AGGGUAAGCCAGCUACCCCGCAACGGGUACGACCCACCGCGGAUUCAGGUUUUCGGAACCGCCUGGUCCCUAACCUAGCCCUUCUAGCCCACCGCCUAACAGCCCACCCAACCUACAUACGUACCUAACGUGCCCCUGCUUUUUCAGCCCUGACCUCCGUCAUCGGGGCUCAGCUCUAGCACAAAGUGUGAAAAUUUCCAUUUGCCAAUUCGGAGCUUUUCGUCAGCCAGGAUUCGAGUCUUAAGAAUCCUGCGAGUAAGUUAAAAAAUCGAUCUUUGGAAAUAACGAAUAUUCUCGGAAUUGCUUUGCUUCCGUGCCUAAGAGCUGAUUAGCUUGAUGUUCCGGUUCCAAUUGGCCUAAUAACCCAAGUCCAAUUCCAGUCGAUUUUCGUCUUCGGACACGACACGCGCCUGUGCGGAUCCUGCACAAUUUCGCUUCACGGACCCCCCAUCUCCAAUCCCAACCCAAAUCGCACCCCAUCACAUCACAUCCCGUCUAAUCCUUCCAUCCUACAUUUCCCCCGGGCCAUCUUCCGAACCCGCAAACUAUACCCGCUUCACCACGAUGGAGUCCUUCGUAAUCCGCACCCCCAGCUCUUCUGCCAACAUCGGCCCGGGCUUCGACGUGAUCGGGCUCGCACUAUCCAUCUACCUCGAGCUGCACGUUACUAUCGACCGGACCAAGACCACCUCCGCAGAGCCAUUGAAUUGCCGCAUCACGUACGAGGGACAGGGCGAGGGGUCCGGCGACGUGCCGCUGGACCCGGCCGCCAACUUGAUCACCCGCGUCGCGUUGUACGUCCUGCGGUGCCAUGACCAGCGCGCCUUCCCCGUCGAGACGCACGUGCACGUCGUCAACCCCAUCCCGCUCGGCCGCGGUCUCGGCUCGUCCGGUGCCGCGGUCGUCGCCGGUGUUAUGUUGGGCAAGGAGGUCGGCGGCUUGCACCACUUGGAUGAUGACCGGCUUUUCGAUUUCUGUCUCAUGAUAGAGCGCCACCCGGAUAACGUAGGCGCGGCUCUGUUCGGCGGUUUCGUGGGUACUUACCUGAAGCCAUUGGCGCCGGAAGACAUGGCCCGUGUGGAGAUCCCUCUUAGCGAAGUGCUGCCUGCGCCAGCAGGUGGUCUCGACACGGGUGAACGGCCUCCCGAGCCGCCGCUCGGCAUCGGCCACCACAUCAAGUUCCCCUGGGCGAAGGAGAUUAAGGCUGUAGCUAUCAUCCCUAAUUUCCAAGUUCCCACGGCUAAAGCGCGUGAAGUGUUGCCGAAGGAGUACCCGCGACAGGACGUCACGUUCAAUUUACAACGAAUAGCGCUGCUCCCAGUAGCGUUAGGACAAUCUCCCCCGGAUCCUGACCUUAUCUACCUUGCUAUGCAAGACAAGCUGCACCAGCAGUACCGGCAGACUCUGAUUCCUGGACUAGGAGAGAUUGUCGAAUCUAUGUCGCCAAGUUCACAAGAGGGACUGUUAGGUGUCUGUCUCUCGGGUGCCGGUCCCACCAUCUUGGCGCUGGCAACAAGCAACUUCGAGGAGAUCGCCGAGAGAAUUAUCAGCAGAUUCAGGCAAGAGAACAUCGACUGUCAAUGGCUCAUCCUGGAGCCGGCGGAGGGCACCAAAGUUGUCCGACCAUCAGGAAGGAGUUGAUGGAGAGAAUACGUAAGCUAUGAAUUGAUACCCACGCGGCUUCGCGUCAAAGUUCCUCUAGAGCAAUCACCCAGGAAAGAACGAGAAUUCGCUUCAGAAUCAUGGGAAUAAGACCCAAAUCAAGCUUAUUUAGCCAAAAAUCGAUAAUGAGUAAGGAGAGUUCUCGAUAGACACAUGCGGCUGAAGAUAAAAAUAGACCAAAAUGGAUAUACGCGCUAAUGCA